Messenger RNA from Diuraphis noxia (Russian wheat aphid), 417 nucleotides. RefSeq lists its product as uncharacterized. NCBI's taxonomy places the organism in Eukaryota, Metazoa, Arthropoda, Insecta, Hemiptera, Aphididae. The record is from RefSeq and is a predicted model, not a curated record.
AUGUUGAUCSAACGAAUCUACUACAUGUUCCGAAUGAAACCAUUGGACAUGAGACACUUCCAGGAGGAUACGAUGUUAAUGCGCCAACAGCGUCACCACGAAAAAAAUUAUAAAGAAGAAUUCGAAUGGCUGAAACUUAAAAUGUUUGAAAAGGAGAGGCAAAAUGAACGAGACAAACAAUUCAUAAUUUACGAUUGGUUAGCAGAUGCGUUAGAUAUUUUACUGAACACGAAAUCCCAACAUCGUCAACGAUACUUCGGCAACCUUGAAGAUCCAAUGCCGGACUCAAYGCCRUCCGGAAAAUUGGCCAUUAAAGAUCUGAGAUCGUUCCGAAAUCUAAACACGUCGAUAGUUGUAGAUACGUUGAAUACAUCGACACACCAAUUCAUUUGCCAAAAAUGCGCACUUUCCACUUAG